Podarcis muralis (Common wall lizard) is the source of this 3254-nucleotide messenger RNA. It is a transcript of the gene FAM151A, whose product is annotated as family with sequence similarity 151 member A. Lineage: Eukaryota; Metazoa; Chordata; Lepidosauria; Squamata; Lacertidae. The record is from RefSeq and is a predicted model, not a curated record.
GUGUGUGUGAUGCUUCAUACAACAUGCUGGCUGCAGUUGAUAGGAGUUGUAGUCCAAAAUAUCUGGAGGUCAACAGGUUGGUGCAGUCUGAUGUUUGUGAGCUGAGCCCAGCAUGUCUGUGUUCAGUUGAGCUUUAGGUUAGGAAGCAAAGGAGGCAGCAAAUUUAGCUAAAUUUCCCCAUACUAUAUGUUUUGCUUUUUGGAGGAUAUAUUUUGCUGUGGUGUCUGUUUCCAGCAUAACUGUGUGACGAAAUGAAUUUAUUUGAAAUAUCUGCGUAUCCUACAUAACUGCCUGCAUCUUGGCAAUACCUGUGUACUCUGUAGUAUGGCAAUGAAAAGGGCAUGUCGGAUGUUUUAAUUCACCAAUAAGAGGCUGAAUAAGGAGGCAGUUCUUCGGAUUGUUUAUUAGAGAGCUAUUAUGAACCAUUGUCUGUCAACCUUAGCAUCCAUCUGAAAUGCAGAGCUCAUGAUACACAACGGUUAUAAUUCCCACUCCAUUCUACUAUGUGGGCAUAUAAAUGGGAGAUAGCAUUACAUCAUUAUAAGUUACUUGGCUGCAGCUUUUUCUAUCCACCUGCAAUAUGGGGAUAUACAGUAGACAUUGCAGGGUUGUAGUAAGCCACAUUUUCAAUAUUUGCCUCCCAGCUCCCAUCACAUGUACAUAAUAUAUCACAACCUCCCCUUUCCUUGUCCAUCACCUAUACAGGGUCUAUAGUACUGAACAGUUUGUUUUUAGAAACAAUUUUAGAAAUGCUUUUUCACAUAUAAGAAGGCCAGUGUUUGGAAAGGUUAGAAAUUGUUUCUUUGUGUCUAUAGUCGGUUUUUUGUUUUGUUUUUUUGCAACAAAAAAGUCUUUACUUUCUCCAUGAGCGACUGUCAUGUUAGCACUCUAAUGAGAGAGAGAGUUGCAUUGUCAAAAAUUACCAGCAAAUCUGGUCUGCAGACAAAGGAGCUGUCAGCCUAGUGCUUCUUCUGCCUGCACUUUCCCCCAGAGAAGUUAAUGGCUGCUAAAUGGCUUCUACAAAGCAGAAGCAUGCCUGGAAUUCUCCUAAAGACAGGAAGGUGCAACAUAUUGGAAGCACUGCACAAGUAACAGACAGAAACCAGAAUAACAGAUUCUCAAGCCUUCAGUACAGGUGGAGAUAUGUUGGAUUAUUUGUUCAAUCUGAGAAGAAUAGACCGGAAAGAUGGGUUGCUGGUCAGCUGGUACCAUGCUGCAAACCGGAAGAGUGAAAUGGAAGAGGCAUUGAAGAGUGACGUUAUGGCCUUGGAAGCCGAUGUCACCGUUGAAGCACACAACACACCCAAUGAGACAGACACGCCCAUCAUGGCCCAUCCACCUGACAUCUACAGUGAUAACACUCUUCAGGAAUGGCUGGAGGCAGUACUUAAGUCAUCCAAUAAAGCCAUCAAGCUGGAUUUCAAAAGCAUCAAAGCUGUUGGCCCAUCUCUGGAUAUAUUAGUAAAAACCUCCUCUCAAAUGAAUAUCCACCGACCUGUGUGGCUAAAUGCAGACAUUCUGAGAGGCCCAAAUGUACCUAUUAAUAUUGCAGUCAACGCAAGCCGAUUUCUCUCACUCAUCCAGGAGAAGUUCCCAGACUGCACUCUCUCCCCAGGAUGGUCAACCCUCUAUUUACCUUUCUUUCCAAACAAGACCUACACACAGAAAAUGGUUGAGGACAUGCAUAGCCUCGUAGGGAACCUCCCUCAGCGAAUCACCUUCCCUAUAAGAGCCGUCAUGGCAAGACCAGCCUGGCCUCAUUUGAGCUGGCUUCUCAGCCAGUCUGACAGGUACAGCCUGACUCUCUGGCAAGGGAAGACUGAUCCAGUUACAGUGGAUGAUCUCCUCUUUAUCCGAAAGAAUAGCCAACCUGAACAAAUCUAUUAUGACCUUUUUGAACCUGUGUUGAGUCAGUUCCGAGACUUGGCAUUUGAGACUAAGCACCAAGAAUCAGGGCGACCUCAUCUAAGUUAUACAUCUGAUAUGCGCUGAUCCAGCAAAGUUUCGAGUUUUUCAUUUAAUUCUGAGACCAGUAACCUUUCCCCUCUUGGCUCAUUGGCCAACUGAAGAGCUCCAGAAUAGCUUUGACACAGCAGAGAUUCACAUUGGGCAAGGCUCUUCUUGCUUUACAGCUUUUUCCUGCCCAGAGUCAGAUCACCAGCAGUGGUAUUCUCCAGAAUCUGGUUGACUUCCUUUGUUUUGCAGCUGGAUUGGCAGUUUAGCGCAUGGACUAGAUGUUCAGGUCCAAGUGUGCUUGUUCUUGGUUCUCAGCACAACAGGAAGUUCAACGUGGCAAGCACCUAGGCUGAUAUCACCAGAUCAACUAUUAUGUUUAAACUCUGCUACUUCAGUCAAUGUGUACACACAAAAAAGGAACCAAUUCAUAGUCCCUGAAGCAACUUCUACAACAAAUAGUAUCCUCAGCUUCUUGCCAUCUGGACAGUGCUGCUGCGUAAACAGCUUGGAAAUGCCAUCCCAUUUGGCUGAGACAACUUUCAAACUAGCAGAAAAGAUACAUGACAAAUGAAUGAAGUUGAACUAAACUCAUUCUCAGACUGUGGAUGUGGACGUUCUGAGGACACGGCUGGAGCAUCACCAAUGGGUUUGUACAUUACAAAAGUCAGUAGCUUUAGACAUUUAUUUAAAAUGUCCCAUUUUAGCUGAUAGUUAAGGUUUAGAAGAAAAUAAACAAUUUUAUAUUCUCUAUCACAAGUUGUGCUCAAUUCACUUUCACACUGAUUGGUUUACCUGUUUUUAUCUUCUUUCUGGACCUUAAAGUACUAGGAACUUGAUUUCUUUUAAAUUAAUCCCAAGGUACUGAAUUCUGUAUUUGACCUCAGCUUCCACACUUGCAUAAUGUGAAUGCAGAAGCCUGACAUACAUGUGCACCAAAGCAAGUAAACCCUAGAAGCAGGCUGACUUUGGCAGACAUUGUGUCUUGGGGGACACAACUGCUACCCAUACAGUGUGAUCUCAUGUACAAGAAAGAGAUCCACUGCAGUUCUCAGCUCUGCUGCUGAAGCAUGUAAACCAAUCCUUAACCAGAGUUAACAGCCUCACUGAUAUACCACCCAUGUUAUGGGCAGCUUCAGAACCCAGGAAUAUAUGUUAUGUGCUUAACAGUGUCAGCGCUAAACCCUGUGGAGCAUGAAAUGAGAAUUUGUUAACAUGCACAUAUAUAAUUAUAAAAUGGAGGCAUGCCACCAUAGCCUCCAAUAGCACCUGAGCAGUUUGUGCCCAAUAAAUGCAAACUC